AUGGAGAUCAUCUUCUGCGUCUUGGUCAUUUUGGGUCUGGCCUACAGCGCCCCGGCCACCGCCAAUGAUGUUGUUAUGCACGUCAAGAUGGACGUCAACGAGGUGUUCCCCGAGGAGCUGUUCAAGAUCCUAACCCCGGAGCUCCAAGAUUUCUUCAAGAGCCUCGAGGUGCAGGACAUCAUGAGCUUCACCGUCCUGGGCAAGGAGAAGGCCAGCCUGAAGACCCCGAAUCAGGCCCUGGAAGCCCUGAAGAGAACAAACGAGGAGACGUACAAGAAGGUCAACAAGCUCGUCGAGGCCUACAAGAAGCGAUUCGCCGAUUUGACGCCUGGAGCGAGGAAGCUGCUCGAGGACUCGAUUGUCACCGGUGAUCUCGGCACGAUGGAGGUGUCAAAGUUGGCUGGAGGCGAUCCGGGACAGAAAGCCAAAAACUUCCGUGAAGCCCUGCUAAAAGCUUCGGAUGCCGACAAGCAAUCAAUGCAAAAGCAACUUCCGCUGCUUUACAAGCUGAUAACCGACCCGGAAAUCCUCGAUCGCCUGCGACCGGAAAUGGAGCGCAACGUCAAAAAGUACCUGACCAAAUUCGGCGCCGGUGGUUUGCAGGAUGAUCAACUU
Molecule: messenger RNA, 615 nt
Organism: Mesorhabditis spiculigera
Lineage: Eukaryota; Metazoa; Nematoda; Chromadorea; Rhabditida; Rhabditidae
Source: the annotation of a GenBank genome assembly